Pelagomonas calceolata is the source of this 17486-nucleotide messenger RNA. NCBI's taxonomy places the organism in Eukaryota, Pelagophyceae, Pelagomonadales, Pelagomonadaceae. The record is from the annotation of a GenBank genome assembly.
CUGCACCGACGCCGAACGCGACCGUAGCCGCAAAUGCGACCAAUUCUGUAAACGCGACGCCGACGGCCGCGCCGUCUGCUGUACCGACGCCGGUGCCGACCCCUCCGCCCUCGCUCUCGCCGACGCUCACGUCGGCGCCGACGGCGCACGAGUACGAGGACAACCUCGUGGCCUACUACCCGAUGACGCACGGCAAGCUGGACGACGCCCACACGAAAUUCCACGGCAAGGCAUGGAGGCCCGAGCAACCUGACGUUCCCGAUUCCAUGAUGGUUGCCGCGGAUCUGCGGCAGACCGACGCGCGCGACGGUCCCCAGGGCGACGCGGUGGCGCUCAACAAGAGCUUUUACGAGUACAUCGAGCUGCCCGACAACGUGACGAGGUCCAUCUCCGGGGACCGGCCGAGGACGGUCUGUCUCUGGGCGCGGAUCGACAAGUGGAAGAACGCCCGGAUCUUCGAGUACGGCAGAAAGGCGCCCCAGGGAGAGCUGUUCGGCCUGCGCACCUGGAACGUCCCGGGCGAGUUUGCGGUCGAAGCGCCAUGGAACGUUCGGAACCAUUGGGACAAUCGAAACGUCAACCUGAGCACGAACGUCAGCAUAACGCAGGCGCCGACGCCAUCGCCGACGACGCCUCAGCCGACGCUGGAACCAGGCAUGAGCCGCCGACUUGACGCCACCGGCGAGACUACGGCGGCCCCCACGCCGCAGAGCCCGUGGGUGGAAACGUGGCACCACUACUGCGUGACGUACGCCGCGGAGCCGCACCCGAAGGAGAAGGAUCGGUACCUCCCAGGGAACGUGACCCUCUACGUGGACGGCCGCAAGGAGGGGUUCUGGAAGAACGCGACCGUCAACACGAGCCUCGGCUCGCCGCUCUACAUCGGCGCGGACAUCCACGGCUCCAAAACGCUCGAUGGGGCCGUGGACGAGGUGUACGUCUACGACAAGGCUCUGGAGGCCUGGCAGGUCGAGGUGCUCCACGGCAUCCUCAGUCCGCCGCCGACGGCCGCGCCGUCUGCUGUACCGACGCCGGUGCCGACCCCUCCGCCCUCGCUCUCGCCGACGCUCACGUCGGCGCCGACGACGCACGAGUACGAGGACAACCUCGUGGCCUACUACCCGAUGACGCACGGCAAGCUGGACGACGCCCACACGAAAUUCCACGGCAAGGCAUGGAGGCCCGAGCAACCUGACGUUCCCGAUUCCAUGAUGGUUGCCGCGGAUCUGCGGCAGACCGACGCGCGCGACGGUCCCCAGGGCGACGCGGUGGCGCUCAACAAGAGCUUUUACGAGUACAUCGAGCUGCCCGACAACGUGACGAGGUCCAUCUCCGGGGACCGGCCGAGGACGGUCUGUCUCUGGGCGCGGAUCGACAAGUGGAAGAACGCCCGGAUCUUCGAGUACGGCAGAAAGGCGCCCCAGGGAGAGCUGUUCGGCCUGCGCACCUGGAACGUCCCGGGCGAGUUUGCGGUCGAAGUGCCAUGGAACGUUCGGAACCAUUGGGACAAUCGAAACGUCAACCUGAGCACGAACGUCAGCAUAACGCAGGCGCCCGACGCCAUCGCCGACGACGCUCAGCCGACGCUGGAACCAGGCAUGAGCCGCCGACUUGACGCCACCGGCGAGACUACGGCGGCCCCCACGCCGCAGAGCCCGUGGGUGGAAACGUGGCACCACUACUGCGUGACGUACGCCGCGGAGCCGCACCCGAAGGAGAAGGAUCGGUACCUCCCAGGGAACGUGACCCUCUACGUGGACGGCCGCAAGGAGGGGUUCUGGAAGAACGCGACCGUCAACACGAGCCUCGGCUCGCCGCUCUACAUCGGCGCGGACAUCCACGGCUCCAAAACGCUCGAUGGGGCCGUGGGACGAGGUGUACGUCACGACAAGGCUCUGGAGCCUGGCAGGUCGAGGUGCUCCACGGCAUCCUCAGUCCGCCGCCGACGGCGCGCCGUCUGCUGUACCGACGCCGGUGCCGACCCCUCCGCCCUCGCUCGCCGACGCUCACGUCGGCGCCGACGACGACGCCAGUACGAGGACAACCUCGUGGCCUACUACCCGAUGACGCACGGCAAGCUGGACGACGCCCACACGAAAUUCCACGGCAAGGCAUGGAGGCCCGAGCAACCUGACGUUCCCGAUUCCAUGAUGGUUGCCGCGGAUCUGCGGCAGACCGACGCGCGCGACGGUCCCGAGGGCGCCGCGGUGGCGCUCAACAAGAGCUUUUACGAGUACAUCGAGCUGCCCGACAACGUGACGAGGUCCAUCUCCGGGGACCGGCCGAGGACGGUCUGUCUCUGGGCGCGGAUCGACAAGUGGAAGAACGCCCGGAUCUUCGAGUACGGCAGAAAGGCGCCCCAGGGAGAGCUGUUCGGCCUGCGCACCUGGAACGUCCCGGGCGAGUUUGCGGUCGAAGUGCCAUGGAACGUUCGGAACCAUUGGGACAAUCGAAACGUCAACCUGAGCACGAACGUCAGCAUAACGCAGGCGCCGACGCCAUCGCCCCGCGCCUCAGCCGACGCUGGAACCAGGCAUGAGCCGCCGACUUGACGCCACCGGCGAGACUACGGCGGCCCCCACGCCGCAGAGCCCGUGGGUGGAAACGUGGCACCACUACUGCGUGGACGACGCCGCGGAGCCGCACCCGAAGGGAGGAAGGAUCGGUACCUCCCAGGGAACGUGACCCUACGUGGACGGCCGCAAGGAGGGGUUCUGGAAGAACGCGACCGUCAACACGAGCCUCGGCUCGCCGCUCUACAUCGGCGCGGACAUCCCGCCCAAAACGCUCGAUGGGGCCGUGGACGAGGUGUACGCGUCUACGACAAGGCUCUGGCGCCUGGCAGGUCGAGGUGCUCCACGGCAUCCUCAGUCCGCCGCCGACGGCCGCGCCGUCUGCUGUACCGACGCCGGUGCCGACCCCUCCGCCCUCGCUCUCGCCGACGCUCACGCCGGCGCCGACGACGCCGCCAGUACGAGGACAACCUCGUGGCCUACUACCCGAUGACGCACGGCAAGCUGGACGACGCCCACACGAAAUUCCACGGCAAGGCAUGGAGGCCCGAGCAACCUGGCGUUCCCGAUUCCAUGAUGGUUGCCGCGGAUCUGCGGCAGACCGACGCGCGCGACGGUCCCCAGGGCGACGCGGUGGCGCUCAACAAGAGCUUUUACGAGUACAUCGAGCUGCCCGACAACGUGACGAGGUCCAUCUCCGGGGACCGGCCGAGGACGGUCUGUCUCUGGGCGCGGAUCGACAAGUGGAAGAACGCCCGGAUCUUCGAGUACGGCAGAAAGGCGCCCCAGGGAGAGCUGUUCGGCCUGCGCACCUGGAACGUCCCGGGCGAGUUUGCGGUCGAAGCGCCAUGGAACGUUCGGAACCAUUGGGACAAUCGAAACGUCAACCUGAGCACGAACGUCAGCAUAACGCAGGCGCCGACGCCAUCGCCGACGACGCCUCAGCCGACGCUGGAACCAGGCAUGAGCCGCCGACUUGACGCCACCGGCGAGACUACGGCGGCCCCCACGCCGCAGAGCCCGUGGGUGGAAACGUGGCACCACUACUGCGUGACGUACGCCGCGGAGCCGCACCCGAAGGAGAAGGAUCGGUACCUCCCAGGGAACGUGACCCCCACGUGGACGGCCGCAAGGAGGGGUUCUGGAAGAACGCGACCGUCAACACGAGCCUCGGCUCGCCGCUCUACAUCGGCGCGGACAUCCCGCCCAAAACGCUCGAUGGGGCCGUGGGACGAGGUGUACGUCUACGACAAGGCUCUGGAGGCCUGGCAGGUCGAGGUGCUCCACGGCAUCCUCAGUCCGCCGCCGACGGCCGCGCCGUCUGCUGUACCGACGCCGGUGCCGACCCCUCCGCCCUCGCGCUCGCCGACGCUCACGCCGGGCGCCGACGACGCACGAGUACGAGGACAACCUCGUGGCCUACUACCCGAUGACGCACGGCAAGCUGGACGACGCCCACACGAAAUUCCACGGCAAGGCAUGGAGGCCCGAGCAACCUGACGUUCCCGAUUCCAUGAUGGUUGCCGCGGAUCUGCGGCAGACCCGCGCGCGACGGUCCCGAGGGCGCCGCGGUGGCGCUCAACAAGAGCUUUACAGUACAUCGAGCUGCCCGACAACGUGACGAGGUCCAUCUCCGGGGACCGGCCGAGGACGGUCUGUCUCUGGGCGCGGAUCGACAAGUGGAAGAACGCCCGGAUCUUCGAGUACGGCAGAAAGGCGCCCCAGGGAGAGCUGUUCGGCCUGCGCACCUGGAACGUCCCGGGCGAGUUUGCGGUCGAAGUGCCAUGGAACGUUCGGAACCAUUGGGACAAUCGAAACGUCAACCUGAGCACGAACGUCAGCAUAACGCAGGCGCCGACGCCAUCGCCGACGACGCCUCAGCCGACGCUGGAACCAGGCAUGAGCCGCCGACUUGACGCCACCGGCGAGACUACGGCGGCCCCCACGCCGCAGAGCCCGUGGGUGGAAACGUGGCACCACUACUGCGUGACGUACGCCGCGGAGCCGCACCCGAAGGAGAAGGAUCGGUACCUCCCAGGGAACGUGACCCUCUACGUGGACGGCCGCAAGGAGGGGUUCUGGAAGAACGCGACCGUCAACACGAGCCUCGGCUCGCCGCUCUACAUCGGCGCGGACAUCCACGGCUCCAAAACGCUCGAUGGGGCCGUGGACGAGGUGUACGUCUACGACAAGGCUCUGGAGGCCUGGCAGGUCGAGGUGCUCCACGGCAUCCUCAGUCCGCCGCCGACGGCCGCGCCGUCUGCUGUACCGACGCCGGUGCCGACCCCUCCGCCCUCGCUCUCGCCGACGCUCACGUCGGCGCCGACGACGCACGAGUACGAGGACAACCUCGUGGCCUACUACCCGAUGACGCACGGCAAGCUGGACGACGCCCACACGAAAUUCCACGGCAAGGCAUGGAGGCCCGAGCAACCUGACGUUCCCGAUUCCAUGAUGGUUGCCGCGGAUCUGCGGCAGACCGACGCGCGCGACGGUCCCCAGGGCGACGCGGUGGCGCUCAACAAGAGCUUUUACGAGUACAUCGAGCUGCCCGACAACGUGACGAGGUCCAUCUCCGGGGACCGGCCGAGGACGGUCUGUCUCUGGGCGCGGAUCGACAAGUGGAAGAACGCCCGGAUCUUCGAGUACGGCAGAAAGGCGCCCCAGGGAGAGCUGUUCGGCCUGCGCACCUGGAACGUCCCGGGCGAGUUUGCGGUCGAAGUGCCAUGGAACGUUCGGAACCAUUGGGACAAUCGAAACGUCAACCUGAGCACGAACGUCAGCAUAACGCAGGCGCCGACGCCAUCGCCGACGACGCCUCAGCCGACGCUGGAACCAGGCAUGAGCCGCCGACUUGACGCCACCGGCGAGACUACGGCGGCCCCCACGCCGCAGAGCCCGUGGGUGGAAACGUGGCACCACCGCGUGCGUGACGCCGCGGAGCCGCACCCGAAGGAGAAGGAUCGGUACCUCCCAGGGAACGUGACCCACGUGGACGGCCGCAAGGAGGGGUUCUGGAAGAACGCGACCGUCAACACGAGCCUCGGCUCGCCGCUCUACAUCGGCGCGGACAUCCACGGCUCCAAAACGCUCGAUGGGGCCGUGGACGAGGUGUACGUCUACGACAAGGCUCUGGAGGCCUGGCAGGUCGAGGUGCUCCACGGCAUCCUCAGUCCGCCGCCGACGGCCGCGCCGUCUGCUGUACCGACGCCGGUGCCGACCCCUCCGCCCUCGCUCUCGCCGACGCUCACGUCGGCGCCGACGACGCACGAGUACGAGGACAACCUCGUGGCCUACUACCCGAUGACGCACGGCAAGCUGGACGACGCCCACACGAAAUUCCACGGCAAGGCAUGGAGGCCCGAGCAACCUGACGUUCCCGAUUCCAUGAUGGUUGCCGCGGAUCUGCGGCAGACCGACGCGCGCGACGGUCCCGAGGGCGCCGCGGUGGCGCUCAACAAGAGCUUUUACGAGUACAUCGAGCUGCCCGACAACGUGACGAGGUCCAUCUCCGGGGACCGGCCGAGGACGGUCUGUCUCUGGGCGCGGAUCGACAAGUGGAAGAACGCCCGGAUCUUCGAGUACGGCAGAAAGGCGCCCCAGGGAGAGCUGUUCGGCCUGCGCACCUGGAACGUCCCGGGCGAGUUUGCGGUCGAAGUGCCAUGGAACGUUCGGAACCAUUGGGACAAUCGAAACGUCAACCUGAGCACGAACGUCAGCAUAACGCAGGCGCCGACGCCAUCGCCGACGACGCCUCAGCCGACGCUGGAACCAGGCAUGAGCCGCCGACUUGACGCCACCGGCGAGACUACGGCGGCCCCCACGCCGCAGAGCCCGUGGGUGGAAACGUGGCACCACUACUGCGUGACGUACGCCGCGGAGCCGCACCCGAAGGAGAAGGAUCGGUACCUCCCAGGGAACGUGACCCUCUACGUGGACGGCCGCAAGGAGGGGUUCUGGAAGAACGCGACCGUCAACACGAGCCUCGGCUCGCCGCUCUACAUCGGCGCGGACAUCCACGGCUCCAAAACGCUCGAUGGGGCCGUGGACGAGGUGUGCGUCACGACAAGGCUCUGGGCGCCUGGCAGGUCGAGGUGCUCCACGGCAUCCUCAGUCCGCCGCCGACGGCGCGCCGUCUGCUGUACCGACGCCGGUGCCGACCCCUCCGCCCUCGCUCGCCCGGCUCACGUCGGCGCCGACGACGCACGAGUACGAGGACAACCUCGUGGCCUACUACCCGAUGACGCACGGCAAGCUGGACGACGCCCACACGAAAUUCCACGGCAAGGCAUGGAGGCCCGAGCAACCUGACGUUCCCGAUUCCAUGAUGGUUGCCGCGGAUCUGCGGCAGACCGACGCGCGCGACGGUCCCCAGGGCGACGCGGUGGCGCUCAACAACAGCAAGUACGAGUACAUCGAGCUGCCCGACAACGUGACGAGGUCCAUCUCCGGGGACCGGCCGAGGACGGUCUGCCUCUGGGCGCGGAUCGACAAGUGGACGAACAAAGCCCGGAUCUUCGAGUACGGCAGAAAGGCGCCCCAGGGACAGCUGUUCGGCCUGCGCACCUGGAACGUCCCGGGCGCGCUUACGGUCGAAGUGCCAUGGAACGUUCGGAACCAUUGGGACAAUCGAAUCAACGUCGUCCUGAGCAGGAACGUCAGCAUGACGCCGGUGCCGACGUCAAUUCCGACAUCUCUGCCGACCGAAUCGACGGCACCAGAGCGCCGCCGCCGACUUGACGCCACCGACAGCGACAGCGACAACGCCGCCGCCGGCGCCACGCCGUCGGACCCGUGGGUGGAAACGUGGCACCACUACUGCGUGACGUACGCCGCGGAGCCGCACCCGAAGGAGAAGGAUCGGUACCUCCCAGGGAACGUGACCCUCUACGUGGACGGCCGCAAGGAGGGGUUCUGGAAGAACGCGACCGUCAACACGAGCCUCGGCUCGCCGCUCUACAUCGGCGCGGACAUCCACGGCUCCGAAACGCUAGAUGGGGCCGUGGACGAGGUGUACGUCUACGACAAGGCUCUGGAGGCCUGGCAGGUCGAGGUGCUCCACGGCAUCCUCAGUCCGCCGCCGACGGCCGCGCCGUCUGCUGUACCGACGCCGGUGCCGACCCCUCUGCCGUCGGCCCCGCCGACGAUCUCGCUUCCCCCGACGGCGCACGCCUACGAGUACGGCCUCGUGGCGUACUACCCGAUGGACGAGGGCUCGCUGGCGGACGCCCACGACGGCGCCCACGCCGGCCGGGGCUGCAACGCCGCGGCCUGCGAGCCCGAGCAGACCCUGGCCACCACGCUCGCGCGCGACGUCGUCCAGGACGCGGUGGCGCUCGACGCGACCGCGAACCAGUUCAUCCGGCUGCCGUACGCCACAACGGUGCCCAUCUCCGAGGAUAACCCGCGGACCGUCUGCCUCUGGGCCCGGAUCGACGCGUGGGCGGACAACGCCCGGCUCUUCGAGUACGGUAAGGGUCCGACGCAGCGCUUCGGCCUGCGCACCUACAAGACCCCGGGGCGCUUCUCGGUCAUUUCGCACGAUCCGAAGCGGCCGAGCACGAACGUCACGGUCGACCUCAACGCCAGCCGCCUCGUCGCGCCGCGGCCGACGCCGCGGCCGACGAUACGAGGCCGCCGCCUCGACGGCACCGGCGAGACGCCGUUCCCUACGGCGGCCCCCACGCCGAACCCCACAGCGACCCCCACAACGCCGCCGAACCCCUGGGUGGCCACGUGGCACCACUACUGCGUGACGUACGCCGCGGACCGCGCGAAGCGCAAUCGGGCGAACGUGACCUUCUACGUGGACGGCGUCGCGGAGAAGACCUGGAACGCGACCGUCAACACGAGCGCGUCGCCGCUCUUCAUCGGCGCGGACGUCCUCGGAACGCACACGCUCGCCGGCGCCGUCGACGAAGUAUAUGUAUAUGAGAAGGCGCUGGACGCCUGGCAGGUCGGCGUGCUCUACGGCAUCGUCAGCCCGCCGCCGACGGCCGUGCCCACCGGCGCCCCGACGAGCGCGCCGACGGGCCUCCCGACGCCGCAGCCGAGCCCGGCCCCGACGUCGCACCCGUCGGCCUCGCCCGCGCCGUCGCGCUACUUCCUCGAGGCCGCGCUCGUCGCGCACUACGGCAUGGACGGCGGCGUCGCCGUCGACGACCACGGCCCCUUCGGCAACGCGACCUACGUCGAGGGCCGGACGCGCAAGGACACGGCCCUCGACGGCACGGACGCCCUGAACGUGACGGGCGCGCGGAAGGGCGUGCGCCUGCCCGCCGGCGUCACGCGCCGCAUCCUCGGGGGGCGCGAGCGGGGGGUCUGCCUCUGGGCGCGCGUCGACAAGUGGCGCAAGGCCGCGCUCUUCGGCUACGGGGCGGCCGCCACCGGAGGAAGCGCCACGGGCGCGCCUGGUAAACCGGAGGCCUUCGGCCUCGCCGUCGACGACGACGUAGGUUUCGUCGCUUUGGACUUCGGCGACGGCUAUCCCGUAAAGGCGGAGGUCCCCGCGCGCGCCGGCCAGUGGCACCACUACUGCCUCGUUUAUGAUGACGGGAACGCCACGCUCUACUACGAUAGCGUCAUUCAGAAGACGACGAAGAUCGCGCUCAACACGAGCAACAGCUCGCAGUUCCACCUCGGCGCGGGUUUGGAUGGGGCCGACGCUCUGGAUGGUUCCAUCGACGAGGUUUAUAUCUACGAGGAGGCCCUGACCCAGGACGCCAUCGAUUUAAUCUACUCGCGCGUGACGAGCCCGCCUUCCUCGGUGCCGUCGCCGGAGCCGUCCUCGAUGCCGUCGCGGGCACCAACGUCGCUGCCGACGGGCGUCCCGACGUCAGCGCCUUCACCAAUGCCGUCGUCCAUGCCGACGACGGCCGUGCCCACGUCUAAGCCGUCGGCGCCCCCGACGGCCGCGCCGACGCCGGCGACGCCCGAGCCCACGGGCGCGCCCAGCGAGGCGCCGUCGGCCAUGCCGACGGUCGAGGGCUUGGGUGUGGCGGGCACGUUGAGGGCCGUGGCGCUGCCGCAGGCUUGUGACGAUGCGGCGUUCUUAGGGGCCGUCGAGGCCGCGCUCGUCGCCGCGACGAACGCGUCGCGCGCCGACGUGCGCUGUGUUGGAUAUGCCUGGACGCGGUCCGAUUUAUAUUGGGGGCGGCGCCUCCAGGGCAGCGAGGGCGAGGGCGGGAAGCUCCCGGAGACGGCGGUCCCGACGAGCGUGCCCACUUCCAAUCCUUCGGCGCUGCCGUCGCCGAAGCCGUCGCGCGGGCCGACGGCCGUGCCCACGUCAAUACCUUCACCCGUACCGACGGCGUCGCCGGCGCCCACGAGCCUCGAGGCCUUCGAGCUCGACUACCGCGUCCACGCGAGCUACGCGCGGCACCCCGCCAUCCGGGCGGAGACCUUCGACGACGAGGUCAAGACCAUGAUCAACGCGGCGAUCGAGCGGGGCGUUUUUGUGGACGUGUUUAACAAAGAGAAGGUCACGGCCGAGGUCCAGACCGUGGAGACCGCGGCCAUCUACCGGACGGUGGCGCCGUCGCCGGCGCCGUCGUUAGCUCCAACCACAACAGGCUAUAGACUCGCCGGCAUCCUCUCCGCCGAGGUCGUGGGCGGCGACGAGGGCUUCGUCGAGGCCCCCAUCGAGACGCUCGUCAACCUCACGAAGCCUCUGAUCGUCAAGCUCAAGACGCGGCCGAGCGCCGACGUGGCCGUGACGUUGACGGCGGCCGGCACGGGCAGCGCGCUCCGCUUUUAUGAGGAGGAUUCAAAACGGCCGGGCUUCGCGCUCGCGUCCGACCCUGGUAGUACGACGUCCACGAAGACCAUUCCGUCAAAUACGACAACUCUCACGGUCAUCGCCGGGGCGCUGCGGGACCGGGUCAACUCGGGGACGAGCUUCAGCCAGACCGUUGAGAUCAGUCUCGAUUCGGAAGACCCGAACUAUUGUUGCGGGCGGCACACGGCCUCGUUUGAGCUCGAGGUCGGCGACGUGGACACGUCGCUUAUUAGUACGGGCAAGUUCCUGUCCAAAGUUCCGCCCGUGACGUCCGGGGACGGUGGUGCUACGACCAUGAAGCUCGACGAGAACGCCGCGACGUACCAGUUCACGGUCUCGCUGACCUCGAAGCCCUUCCACCGCGUCGGGCUCGAGGUGCUGGGCGACGUCGACGCGUUUUCGGACAUUACGUAUGGCGACGUCGACGAGCGGGUCUACAAUCCGGAGCGGUUAGUUUUUGUGGAUCCCGACGACUGGGCCGCGCCGGUGACCUGGAGCUUCCACAUUGAAGACGACGACGUCUUGGACGGGAACCGGAACUACAAGGUCCAGUUGAGGGCCGUCAGCAACGACACGAACUACGAUGGGGUCACGUCGGCGACGCUGACGUGUGUUGUGCUGGAGGACGACGUCGCCUUCGCCACCGUGUCCGGCAAGAAGCUCACGGUCGGCGCGGGCGUCGACGGGCCGACGUUCGGCGACGGCUACUCCAUCACGCUGUCGGCGCCGCCCAAGGCCGACGUCUUCGUCGCGCUUGAUAUCGACGACGCCAAGGUGAAGGUAAAUCCUAGAUCACUGGUCUUCACGCCCAGUAAUUGGGACCCCCAGGCCGUCGAGGUGAACGCGUCGCUCUACAAAGGCGAGAACAAUACGUAUAUCAUGGAUUCGCGCAUGGCUUUACUGACGCACACCAUGACGUCGGAAGAUACCUUCUUCGACGGCAUCGAGGUGGCGAGCGUCGACGUCGCCGUCGAGUUCUCGGCCGACAGCGUGCCGCCCCCGAAACUCGAGGAGGUGCGGUUCCUGGACGAGGGCAAUGGAUUAAAUGUCCGCUUCGACUCGGCGACGAACCAGGUGGACGGCGCGUGGGACAUCGACUGCGCUAAAUUAUUCAAGUACGACGAGUACCAGUUCGGCACGGAGGCGACUUGUAGCUGGUACAACCACACGGUCCUCAAGGUGACGUUCUCGAGCGGCGCGUCGAUCGUCCCCUUCGACUACGUGAACGCGACGAAGGACAACGCGGUCUACCUCGUCGGUGGCGUCCUGAAGACGAACAUCGCCGGCGCGACGUUAACGUCCGUCUCGCAGUACGCCGAGGCCCAGAAGCCCUGGAACCCCGUCGCGCCGUCGAUCAGCAUCACGGCCCCGUUAUCCGUUGGCGUCUGCGACGGCAUCUCCCUGGACGCGCGCGGCGCGACGGGCGGCGGCAGUCGCGCCCUAACUUAUGAAUGGGGCGUUUUGACGGACUGGGACGCGGAAACGACCGAGGAGGCCGAUUCCGUGAUUGCGUUGCAAGAGAAGCUCGUGACCACCUCCACGGUCAUCUCGCUGGGCUUUGGCGACCUAUUAGCUGGAAGGGCCUACACGUUUCUCAUUGCAGCAAAGAACUACCUGGGCGAGACGACGACGGCCUUCGCGACCGUCAAUAAACUAGGCUCGCCCUCACCCAUGGUCCUCUUCCAGGAGAGUCAGAUCGCUAUGGUCCGCUCCGACGCGAAGACCUUGAAAUUGGACGUGGCUCUACCGAAUUUAACGUGCACGGACAUGAACGUGUCCUCGACGGCCCUAGGCUUCGUCUGGCGCGCCUGGCGGUUGGACGGCGCGUCGUAUGUGCGGGAUGUUCCCCUCUUGUCAGAGUACACGGCGAACCCCGUAAGUUGCCGCCUGCCGAAGGAUGCGUUGAAUGCGCAGACGACCUAUUGGUUUGAGGUGACCGUGGGUUUCGCGGACACGAUGACCAUCAACAACACGGCCGCGACGACCGUAAACGUCGGCGCCCAGGCGUUGGUCGCGUCCAUCGCGGGCGGCGUCGAGCAGGCCGUGGCCAUCGGUGACACCGUCGAGUUGGACGGGAGCCUGUCCGUGGACCCCGACGAGAAUGACGCCGAGGGACCGCUCCAGUACCUCUGGAACUGUUCAAGAAUAGUCGACGUGACCCUCGAGACGGGCGAGAUCCAACGGCGUCUCGUCCACGACAAGUCGCUGCUGGCGCCCGUCGACGCGACGGCCGCGAUCCUCGCGUUCGUGCCGGACACGACGAGCGGCUGGACCGGCGGGGCCACCUACGAGUUUACGCUGCUCGUAUCAAGGGGCACGAGGACGGCCACCUACUCCAUCCUCCUCUUCAUCAGCGCGGACCGGUACAUGCCGCGCGCGACGGUGACUGAUUUUGAUGAAAAUCUGAAGUACAACCCCACGGCGGACACGUACGCCGCCGUCUACUUCGAGGCGACGUCGCCCGACCCCGAUAGGUACUGCUGCGACUCGGUCUGGGAGGUCGAGGGCGAGACCAUCAACCUCUUGGCGAAGGACGCGGCCGCGGCGUCGCCCAUGCUUAUUAAUCUAGGCCUGACGCGGGCCAACGCCGUGUACCGCCUGAAGCUGACGGUCACGGAUGGCAUCGGGUCCACGUCUUCCAGUGUCGUCUCGCUGACGACGAACGGCCCGCCGACGUCGGGCACGAUGGCCGUCACGCCCUACCGAGGCACGGCUCUGCAAACGGAGUUCGAGUUUCUGCUGGACGCCUGGUCCGACGACCCCGACGACUACCCGCUGACCUACACCUAUGGCUACCGCCAGCGCCUGAGCUGGGGGUCUUCGAGAAGGCGGCUGCAGCGGGGCGGUGCCAGUCGCGGUAGACGCUCCGCAGAACUGGCACCGCUCACACCUUUGGUGGCGGACCAGUACGCGAGCGCGUGGUUCUACACGACGCUCCCGAAGGCGGACAACAUCAACAUCACGUGCGUCGGGCGCGUCUUCGACCGCUACCUGAGUUUCGCGGAGGCCUACGCGCCGGCUCGCGUCGACGCUCUGGAAAUGUCGACGGAGGAUUUGUCGGCGUUCGCCGGCGAUCUGCUCUCGGCCACGGCGGACACGGGCGACGGGGAAGCUUCCCUAUCUCUCAUCUCGAACGUGGCGUCGGUGAUUGGUGGGGACGAAGAAACGGAUGUGAAUGGUACUGUCAUCGAGAAGACGCCCGAGCAGUUAGCGGCGGAGCAGGCCCUGAUCGACAACCUGUUUGCCGCGACCAUAGCGGCCGCGAGUCAGGUCGGCACGGGGACGUCCGCCGCGGCCACAUCUCAAGUUUUGAGCACGGUGUCGACGCUGAGCGCGAACCCCGAAACCUUAUCGGAGGACUCGCAGAGCGGCGCGCUGGGUUUGAUGUCUUCCGUCGUCGGUGGAGCGUCGUCGCAAGGUAUCGACCCGGACACGGCCGCGUCCACGGCCUCGACGGUGUCCUCGCUCUUGGACGCGUCGCUGUUCAGCGGCGGCGGCGACGCGGACACGGAGCUGGGCGGCCAGAUGGCGGGCACCGUCGGCGGUUUAGCGACGGCGAUGAUCGCCAAGGCGUAUGGGGGCCAAUCGCAAAGUGUGGUCAGCGACAACCUGGAAUUGACGGCAUUCAGGACGGACUGCGGGACGCGCGACUCGGCCUUCGGGCUGUCGACGGGCGGCGGCGUCACGGGCAUGCCCGCGUCCGCCAUGGACUCGGCGGGCGGCGGGUCGUGCGACGCGGCCGCGAGGAGACGGGGGCGGACGCGGCGGCGCUUACAAGAUGAUGAUAUUGCCGAUGUUGAUGUGAAAGUCGCACAACUCAAGAACGUCUACGCCUCAGAGAGCGACAGCACGAAUUCUGAUCUAGUGCAGAUCGAGAUGGGCGCCGGCGGUUCGACCGUGAAGGUCGAUGGACUCGACGAACCCAUCGUCCUCGUCAUUGGCUUCGAGGCCUACGACCGCACGCUCGCGCCGGGCUUCGAGCCCGAAAAGGUCAUCGACACGUGCUACAACCGGUCGCAAAUCCUCAACGUGAACUGCUCGGUGCCCACGACGUUCAACUGCUCUAUACCACAAUUCAUCGAGACGCAGUUCGGCAACAAGACGUUGUUAGCGCCAAAAAAGACGGGCGAGCCCUGCCCCGGCUCGCCGAAGGGCGAGCCGGUCGCUGUUACGGUGACCUGCCCCGGCAAGAAGCCCGAGUGCACGUUCUGGGACCACAACAGGUCGGCGUGGGGCGGCGACGGCUGUCGGGUCGUGAACUACACGGGCUACAACGUGACCUGCGCCUGUACGCACUUGACGGACUUCGCGGGGAGUACGGGGCCCGUGGGUUCGACGGCCGGCGCCGUCGUCUCGACGUUACUAUCGAUGAAUUUGGCGGACCUGCUGGAGGCGCUCGUCGUCCUGAUCACAUUACUUGUUUGUUUGGGUUUCUUCGCUUUCUUGUACGCGAACGGCCAGUUCCAGGACGCGCAGGACGAAAAACAUAGGAACCAGCUAAGGGAUCGCGUCCUGCCGAAGGAUGCGUUGCAAGCCGCGUCGCGGCCCGAAGUCAUCUCGAGGGCGACGCAGAAGAUCGCCAUCGCCGCGGCCUUUAAGGCGAAGGACACGCGGCCCUGGUUGUUAGCUCCCUCCACUUAUAGAGCGUACCAGCGGAAAGUGAGGCCGGUCAAGAACUGGGUCGCGACGGCCUUCCACGGCUUCGUGACGGCGAUGCGCCGCGAGCACAAGAUCCUGCAGAUCUUCUACCUGCCGGACGGGACGUUUACGCGGUCGGAGCGAGCCACGGUGUUGUGUGUUUUGGUCUUUUCUACUUUGUUGGCCAAUGCCUUCAUACUGUCGGUCUACUCACAUGCUCACAUAGAAAUACCAAUCAUAAACUGGAAGGUCCACGCCGCGAGCGAAGACCCGGUGAACGCCCAGAUCGCGGGCGUCAUCUUCAGUACCUUUUCCGCCCUCGUCGCGACGGGGACGUAUCUAUUGUUUGCAUUCUUUUUCCAGAAGACGGGGGAACCGACGGAAGAAGUGGAUCACUUUUUGGGCGUGCCGGACGAUAACCUGGACAAGGAGAAUCGCGGUAGAGUGGCUCGUAGGCGAGAAGUACUAGCUGCCAUCGCCGAGUACGAGAACGCGUUAAAUGCGCAGAAGCAGGUACCUAGGUUAGAUAGAGAGGACCUCGAGAAUAGCAUUCAUUACCACCCCAAUGAAGAACUAGGGACUGCGCACCAGAUGACGCAGCGCGAGCGCGUCGAGUUCGGGCAGCGCUGUUUGCGACGGAAGGAGGACGCGAGGAAUGCUGUGGCUUUUAGGUAUCGCGCCGUCGCGAAGGCCCACCUCAAGUUCAACAACUACUCGAAGAAAUGCGCGGAACGGCGCAAGGAGAAGGAUAAGAAGGCCCUGCAGCACGACCGGUCGCUCUUGGCUCGGAUCCUACCGUCGUGGCUCUAUGUCUUCCUGGCGCCGAAGCCGCCGCCGCUCCAUGUCUUGACUUUGGACGAGCGAGCUCUGUUCGAGGCGGAGGAGGAGGAGCUGAAGACCUUACCCUGGGACGCGAAGCUCGCUUUUAAGGCCCACGUGUCGCCGCUACGGCAGGCCAUCAAGGUGCGACACAAGUCCUCGUGGUCCCCCGGGUGGAACAAGGUGUUUUUCGGCAUGGCGGCGUUAUGGAGUCUCUUCUGCGCCGUGAUGGUCUUCGGUUUCUCCGUGCAACUGAACAAGUGCGCGACCUGCGAGCGCCAGGACUUCUGGGUCUGCAAGGAGUGGGACGAGUGCGACAACCCGCCCUGCAGUUGUCUGCACACGCGGCCGAACGGCGCGGUCAUUAACGACGGGACGGACCCGCCCAACCUACCGGCCUGGGCCGUGACGGACUGGGCCGCGAAGAAGGAUCGGAACAUAUGCCGGUCGCCGGAGACGUUUCUGCCGUGCGACUCCGCGCCGUCCACGUGUUACAACCUAAAGGAGUGCGAGGACCUCGCGAAGAAGGCCACGAAGCUGACCAUGUGCGAGAAGGAGCGUUUGAAAUGUUUCAGGAUGACGGCUCGGCAGCGGAGCGGCGCCGCCGCGGUCGCCGCGCACGUCAAGCAGCUCCAGACGCUCGCCCCGAGCUGGGCGCCGGCGGACGUCGCGGACGCCGAGGCGCGCCGCGAUGCCCUGAAGGACGAGGACACGGCGUGUCCCACGACGUGCGGCGCGAGCGUCUGCCCGCACACGCUGGCGCACUACUGCGGCAGUGCGGGCGCGAACGGCGGCAGCGUGGCGUGGCUGACGCAGGCUCUGAUGUCCAUCAUCAUCUCGCUGUUCAUUUCCAAUUCCAUCUCGAUCCUGAUGAGCAAGGGCGUCCUACCGGCCUUUGCGCGGUUCUACGUUGGUAGAAGGGCCAAGGACCAGAAGGGAGCGCCGCCCGAAAAGAGGGGCAUCAUGGGCGUGUCCAACCGCGUGGACGAGACGGCGAAAAGAAUCAGAGCCAAGUACGGCGCCAAGCCCGGCAAGGACUUUAUGGAUCGGCAGGCGCAGGACGAUAUCGAAGAGGAGGAGCUUACCGUAACUGAGUCAGAGAGCGACGACGAUUUGGGUCCUAGUCCGGCAGAGCUAAGACUGGCGGCGGCGCGACGGCGCGCGGCCAUGGAGGCGCGCGUCGCAUCAAAGAAUGACGAGGACCCGAUGCCUUAUGUGGUGGAGCCUCCGUCGGCGCAAUUCACGGCGCGCGACCCCUGGUCGAACUUUGAACCUCUCCAUCUCAAUAACAUGAGGGUCGACAUGCACGUGCAAUGCGAGCAUGCGACGCAGUGGCCGCGGCCGGACGCGCAGGAGACCAUCGCGAAGCCCCAGGUCUGGAAGUGCCCCUGCGGCGCGGCCGUCGGCCUGCCUCUCAGGAGAGACCAUCUGAGGUACGACUGCGCGCCCUACCGCGACUCGUUCGAGAACGCGACCCGCAAGUGGUUGGCAGCAAGGGACCCGGAGACGGGCGGCGCGGCGGUCCAGCGCGUCUCCAUGAUUGCGGCCUGCGGCGCCGGCGAGGCGCUCUGUGCUCUUGCUGUUAAUAGGAAAGAGUCCGUGGCGCAGCGCAAGUUGCAAGCGGAGGACUAUAGGGACGAGAUGGAGCUCGCCGCGGAGGUGAUUGCUGCGGAAGAUUUACUGGAGCGGUGGCACGCCGGUGCAGGCGCCCUGUCCCCGAAGUAACAUAUGUUUGUUAG